AUGGCACCAGCACCGAUCGACCCGGAGAUCAAAGACUUCGUGGUCCCUAAAAAGGAUACACUCGACUUACCUGAGCCGGCUUAUAAAAGAUUGGUCAAGGCAGGAAUCGAUCUCUCGAAUGGUUAUCCAUAUCGGCCGUACCGACCUCUAUAUCUCCAAGAUGUGUACAAUAUCCGUAACAAGGAGCGGAAGCACAUCGACGCAGGAGCUCGAGCAGACAAGUCGAAGAGUGCAUUACUUUCUGCUGCCACCAAAGUGACCGACCUGACUACGCAUAUUGGCACGGAGAUCGAAGGGCUUCAACUGAAAGAUCUCACGGAUCAGCAGAGGGACGAACUGGCUUUGCUGAUUGCCGAGCGCAGUGUGGUAUUUUUCCGAGAUCAAGAUAUCUCGCCUCAGCAGCAAAAAGAGCUGGGGGAGUUCUAUGGCGAAGUUGAGAUCCAUCCUCAGGUCCCUCAAGUGCCGGGCGUACCCGGUGUUACUGUAAUCUGGCCGGCUCUCCAAGCCACUGAGGUGGCAGCUAGUUUUCGAAAACCCGGUGGUGCGUCUCGAUGGCACACAGACCUCGUACAUGAGCGGCAGCCAGCUGGUAUUACACAUCUGCACAACGAUACCGUUCCGCCCGUCGGAGGCGACACUCUUUGGGCCAGCGGAUAUGGGGCAUAUGAGAAACUAUCACCGGAUUUUCGCAAGCUGAUCGACGGGAAACUCGCGGUAUACAGGUCGGCGCAUCCAUAUCUAGAUCGGGAGAACCCGACGGCUGGUCCCAAGUACAUCGAGCGGACUCAUCCACUAGUCCGGGUACAUCCAGCAACUGGUUGGAAAGCGCUCUGGGUCAACAGAGCAAUGACAGAUCGAAUCGUUGGUCUUGACAAGGCUGAGAGCGAUUUGAUCCUGGGGUAUCUUUUCGACGUCUAUGAGAAGAAUGUCGACAUCCAGGUCCGGUUCAAAUGGACACCCGGGACCAGUGCGUUGUGGGAUAACAGAAUCACAAUUCAUAAUGCCAGUUGGGAUUAUGGUGGAAAUUAUCCCCGCCAUGGCACCAGAGUGACGGCUCUUGCAGAGACGCCUUUCUUUGAUCCCCGUGCACCCACACGGCGAGAGGCGUUGGGACUUUUGGGUCCAGACGAAAAGCAGGUGGAUGGAAUUUUAGUGGAAGUUUGA
Rhinocladiella mackenziei CBS 650.93 is the source of this 1164-nucleotide messenger RNA. RefSeq lists its product as uncharacterized. The transcript is spliced from 3 exons. The coding region runs from base 1 to 1164 and encodes 387 amino acids. Lineage: Eukaryota; Fungi; Ascomycota; Eurotiomycetes; Chaetothyriales; Herpotrichiellaceae. Gene Ontology annotation, molecular function: 2-oxoglutarate-dependent dioxygenase activity. The record is from RefSeq and is a predicted model, not a curated record. Gene Ontology annotation, cellular component: cytoplasm.